Messenger RNA from Rhincodon typus (whale shark), 3234 nucleotides. RefSeq names its product DEAD (Asp-Glu-Ala-Asp) box polypeptide 54 (gene ddx54). The record is from RefSeq and is a predicted model, not a curated record. Gene Ontology annotation, molecular function: RNA helicase activity; ATP binding; RNA binding. Gene Ontology annotation, cellular component: nucleus. The transcript is spliced from 20 exons. Lineage: Eukaryota; Metazoa; Chordata; Chondrichthyes; Orectolobiformes; Rhincodontidae. Bases 117 to 2675 code for a protein of 852 amino acids.
CGUCCCCAUUGAUCUCUGACCUUGCCAGGAGGCUGCGCAGUUGGGUUGGGGCGAGCGCAUGUGUCUGGUUGAACGGUCGGUCGGUAGGUAGGCAGGUUUGAAUUUCGCCAGAAGACAUGGUGCUGAAGAAGAAGAAGCAGCGGCGGCCGGAUAGACGCCGGAAACCCCGGGCCCGCAAUCAGCCCCGCCAUCGCGACGUGGAUGUCGAUGUGGAGAGUGACGGUGGCGAGUUCCAGUUGGCCCCUUUAACCGAGGAGGAUGACACCGUGGCCAAGCACAAUACAAGAUGUUUACCAAGCUUUCCUUCACAUGAUUGUCCAUCAGACGUAGAACCAGACACCAGAGAAAUGGUCCGGCAGCAGAAUAGAAAGAAGAAGUCGGGAGGCUUUCAGUCCAUGGGUUUAAGCUUUCCUGUUUUUAAAGGCAUAAUGAAGAAAGGAUACAAAGUACCAACGCCGAUUCAGAGAAAGACUAUCCCCGUAAUAUUGGAUGGUAAGGAUGUCGUUGCAAUGGCACGAACAGGUAGCGGUAAGACAGCAGCAUUCCUUAUUCCAUUGUUUGAACGACUGAAGGUGCGCAAUGCUCAGUCAGGAGCAAGAGCUUUAAUCCUUACUCCAACCAGAGAACUGGCGUUACAAACCAUGAAGUUCACAAAAGAGCUUGGAAGGUUUUGUGGCUUCAAAACAGCUUUAAUCUUGGGUGGAGACAAAAUGGAGGAUCAGUUUGAAGCACUGCACGAAAAUCCUGACAUAAUAAUUGGCACACCGGGUCGUUUAAUGCAUGUAGUUGUGGAAAUGAACUUAAAGCUGCAAAACGUUGAAUAUGUAGUCUUUGACGAAGCAGACAGAUUAUUUGAGAUGGGGUUUGCAGAGCACUUGCAAGAGAUUAUCCGAAGACUGCCAGACUCGAGACAGACAUUGCUGUUUUCAGCCACACUGCCUAAGCAAUUAGUGGAGUUUGCACGUGCUGGUUUGACAGAGCCAGUUCUAAUUCGACUGGAUGUGGACACUAAGCUGAAUGAUCAGUUGCAGAUGGCAUUUUUCCACGUACGGUCUGAUGAUAAAGCUGCCGUUCUACUUCACUUGAUGAGAAAUAUAAUAAAACCUCAAGAGCAGACUGUUAUAUUUGUUGCUACCAAACAUCAUGUGGAAUAUUUGAAAGAGAUCAUCACCAGACAGGGUAUUGACUGUUCAUACAGCUACAGUGCUCUUGACCAAACAGCAAGAAAAAUCAACAUUGGGAAAUUUGUCCACAGAAAGUGUAUGGUGAUGAUCGUCACUGACGUUGCAGCUCGUGGUAUUGAUAUUCCCAUGUUAGACAAUGUUAUAAACUACAACUUUCCAUCCAAAGCAAAGCUUUUCUUACAUAGAGUAGGUCGAGUAGCCAGAGCUGGGAGAAGUGGCACAGCUUACUCAUUGGUAGCCCUGGAUGAAAUUCCAUAUGUUUACGAUUUACAUUUGUUUCUUGGGCGACCCCUCAAAUUUGCAAGCCAAGCUGAGGAUUCUGAAGAAACAAGUGGAAUAUAUGGCAAGGUACCCCAGAAUACCAUAGAUGAUGAGGAAUCACUACUUACAGCAGACCAUAAGGCUUCACUAGAUCUUCAGAACCUAAAAAGAGUGUCUGAGAAUGCUUACAUGCAGUACCUGAAGUCACGACCAAAUCCUUCUCCAGAAUCAAUUAAAAGGGUUAGAGAAAUGGACUUUUCAACACUGGGGAUUCAUCCAUUAUUUGGUGUGAACAUAAAAGAUGCAGAACUUCAAAGACUAAAAAUUAUUGACAGUAUCAAAAACUACAAAGCAAAAUCUACCAUAUUUGAAGUCAAUUCUACAAAUAAAACAACUGCAAGUGAGAUCAUGAGGGUGACGCGAAAUAAGCAGAGACAGGUUAUAAACAAAUUUCAACAAUUAAAGGAAGAAAAGCAAGCAGCUGCAUCUAAGAACAUGCCAAACCGGAUGGAAGCAGAUCUCCCUGAUGAAGAAAGCAUUGAGACUGUCUUCUCUGAAGUUAUGGGGAGAAAAAGGAAAAGUAAACAACCAACAGAUAAUUUUCCCAAAAAGAAGAAAGAAUGUGAGCGGGAUGAGGAAUUUUAUAUCCCCCACCGACCUAAAGAUUUUGAUUCUGAGAGAGGAUUAAGUUUAAGUGGGGAAGGUACAUCCUUUGAACAGCAGGCAUCUGGAGCUGUUUUAGAUUUGAUGGGUGAUGAAACACAAGAUAUGCAAAAGAAGAAACAAAUGCUAAAGUGGGACCGUAAAAAGAAGCGAUUUAUCAGAGACACGAGCCAGGAAAAUAAGAAAAUAAAGACUGAAAGUGGAAGAUAUAUCAGUGCUUCUUACAAGAAAAACAUCUAUGAGGAAUGGAAGAAGAAGUACAAGAUUGAUGAAAGAGUAUCCGAUGAUGAAGCUGAAAAUGAGCAAAGGAAUUACAGGAAGAAAGGUAGCCAUGGUGGACGAGGAAACUCUCGUUACUUCCAAAGAAAACAAGGGCAACAGCACGGAGCGCGUUCAGAGUUGAAGACCAAAGCUGAAAUCCUUAAAAAUAGAAAGAAAAAAGAAAAACUGCAGUUCCUACAACGGGGAGGGAUGAAGAAACUGAAGCUUAAGAAUCGCCAACGUGUAAGAGAAAUGAAGAGCAUGGCCUUUGGUAGAGGCAAGGGGAAAAUGCGGAAAAAAAUGUAAUUCAUAAUGCCAAAUAGUCACCUACAGCAUUGGACUAUACAGUGACGUGCUGCAGGCUAACGUCACUUAAAGAUACUUUUCAUUUGUUGUUACUUAUGCAGACUAUUGAAUGAAUAUUUAUUCAGGAGGAAAGGGGAGGUAACAGUGCCUUGAACAUAUUGACUUUUGUUGGAUUGUAUGUGCUAGAACAUUAAGGUUCAUUUGUAAUUGUAAUUAAACUUGUUUUGUACAAUAGUGUCUUGAAGAUCACUGUCAUCACUGAAAUAUUCCAGAUAAAAACCAUAUGCUAAAGACCGAGGAAAUUAAUUUUAAAAAAAACCUAGUUCAGCAUAAUAUUUUAAAUCUAUUUGUAAAAUUUAUACCUUCUGUCAAUACUAUAUAAUCCUUUGAAUGAGGAGUGAAUUUAUUUUAAACAUUUCAUCAUUAAAAUUAAAAUGGUCUCAUUUAGAUAAUGAGCAUUCUAAAUACUAUCAUAAACCACACUGUGAAAAAUAAAUUUCUGCUGUGUAUUGCACAAAUGUUUCAUUAAAAUUUUGUAGCAGUACAAAACUGUAAUUAA